This is a messenger RNA of Abrus precatorius (Indian licorice), 2305 nucleotides long. RefSeq lists its product as uncharacterized. Bases 297 to 725 code for a protein of 142 amino acids. Lineage: Eukaryota; Viridiplantae; Streptophyta; Magnoliopsida; Fabales; Fabaceae. The record is from RefSeq and is a predicted model, not a curated record. The transcript has a single exon.
CAUAAGUUUUCUACUCAACAGAAAGGCUCCUUUCUACUCCACUCCACACGAAACAAACCCUUCUAUUUUUUUUUAACUCACCUCACUAUAUAUCUCGCUUGCUUUCCCUUAAAACCGCAAAAGCUUACAUUUUCCACUCAAACUUCUUCUUCCUUUCCCAGCUUUCUCUUUCUCUCUCACACACACAGGCUAACAUUUCACAUAUCAUUUUACUCCAUGCAGUUAUCUCUAUAGCUAUCAAACAUCUCACCAUCUUGAAGCAUUCAUAUACUUCUUCAUCAUUUCAUUAGAAUAAAAUGGGCAAUUGUCUUGCCAUGACAAAGCAUGUUAAAGCUGUGAGGGUAGCCAAACCAGAUGGUAAGGUACUAGAGUUUAGCUCCCCAAUCCAUGUCAAAGAUAUCUUGACAAAUUUUCCAACUUAUGGUAUUGGUGUAUCAAAGAAAGCCACAAAGCCUCUCUUCCCAGAUCAUGAAUUAAAGGCAGGAAGAUUGUACUACUUGCUUCCCUCUUUGCAUUCCCCUCCAAAUCUUUCAACUUUGAUGAAGGGAGAGACAGGUGGUGGAAUAAAGAGGAUCAAAGUUAUAAUAACUAAGCAGCAGCUUGAGCAGUUAGUGACCAAACAGAUCUCCGUAGAGGAUAUACUCUCAGAGGUUCAAACAGUUAGUGUUAAUUUGCCAAGCAAUGGCAAGCCAAAGUUGGACUCUAUACCUGAAGAAAAUGAGUAACAUAUAGUAUAUAAAAGUAUACUUGUCGCUUUUUCAUUUUGACCUUUCCUUUCCCUUCUUCCUUUUUGUAUUGUUCCUUCUUUUUCUGAGGUAGCAUGGUUGCUGUUUUAAUGCUUUAUUUUAUGAGGUAGUUGGACUGUAAGAACUGAAAGAAAUGAAGAAUGUGAAGGCAGACAUAGAACCUAGUAUAAAUAGUUAGUUAAGGUUAAUUUCCAAUUUCACAUUCACUUUGCAUUGGCUGGUUUCUUAUUAGCUUUUUGUCACGGAUUAGUUCUGUGUGUGUUUGUUAAUAACUUCGAAUAGAGGUUAGGCGAUUGAAUUCCCAAUUAAAAAAAUACUCAUAAUAUUUGAGGAUUAGUUCCGUUUUACAUCUCCUUGGAGGUUAUGAUCAAUCAAAUUGAUGCUCCAAACACAGUUGAAUAAAUAGAAACACACUUUUCAUUUAAUGAAACAUGAGAAAGAAACUGACAGCUCAAGAAAAUAAAAUUACAUAGCAGCAAAUUAUUUCAUUUUUUUUUUCUACACUUAUCACAGCAUAUUAAGAAUUAAAAACAUUCCAAAAGGAUACUGUACAAACUAGUUAGCAUCUCACUGAAUUUCCACAUCAACAACCUUGCGUUCAACCUUGGUCUUAGGAAUAGUGAUAUAAAGCACACCAUUUUUUAACUCAGCCUUAACCUUGUCCUUCUCACAAUUAUCCGGAAGCUUCAAACGGGUAUCAUAGGAACUAUGGCUUCUGCUUGACCAAGAAUCAUCUCCACCAUGUUCACUCUUAUGAUCACCUUUUAUAACAAGCACAUCAUCCUCGACUGAUACCUUGACAUCUUCCUUAGAAAGACCCGGCAUGUCAAACCUCAUUUUGAUUUCAUGUUCUUCGUCUUUGAUUUCCCAAGGGGCACGGAUCUCCCCUCCUCCAAGGUUUCUUCCAGGGAAUGAUACGGUAUCUUCGAAAAUUCGAUCCAUCGUGUCCAUUAUCUGGCGCAUGCUUCUCAUGGGUGACCAAGGGUCCAAGAGUCCUGCAAUAGGCCACACUACAAGUUAGUGUAAUGUUUAACUAUGCUGGAAGCAAGUUCAGGUAAACGUAGCUACCAUUCAUGGUCCAUCCCUUUUCACUUUUCGUUAUUCAAAGGUAGGUGUUAUAAAUUUUUAAUGAAUCACUUGAAUUUUAAACAUUAAAAACUAUAUUCUUUUUCUUUGAAUUUGCUUAAGUUUUGGGUAUCUACAGAAAUUGACAUAUCUAGGAUUUUUUUCCCACUCCGUAAUGCUUGUCAUGGUUUCUGGCUUCAGCUUCAAACCUUGAGUUUGGUUAUGAUUAUGAAGCAUAGUCACUGGUCGUUUUCAUUUUCAUUUCGUUUGUCAAAAAUGAACAACAGAAUCAAACCAAAAGGAUUAUACCAAUACCUGAAGCCAAGUUAUUUGUAAGUGUCAAAAAGUUUUUCUUUCCUUUAUCAUUCCAAACUUGGGCGCAAAGCUAUCCAAUUAAUAGGGAGAAAUAAAAACGAAUAUGGAAAAUUAGUGGCAAUGGUGGAAUAUAUGACAACAGCAACAACUACAAUAUUUGUGAAGCAUCACUAAUAACA